This is a messenger RNA of Trichomonas vaginalis G3, 882 nucleotides long. RefSeq names its product DNA/RNA polymerases family. The record is from RefSeq and is a predicted model, not a curated record. Bases 1 to 882 code for a protein of 293 amino acids. Lineage: Eukaryota; Parabasalia; Trichomonadida; Trichomonadidae. The transcript has a single exon.
AUGACUCAUUUCGUUGGUGUUGAUUUUAAUUCAUUAUAUCCUUCAUCAUUUUCAUCUAAUCCUCAUGAUUUCAUUCAAUAUACUGACCAUAAAAUGUAUAUGCCGGGAAGAUUGAAUGGUGUUAUCAUUUGUGAUACAGCAACAAAGAAAGCAAAAGCAUUGGGAAUUAUUAGAAAGAAAAAUACUUUAUUCGUGGCUGAAGUAAAGGGUCACAUUGAUGAAAAAUACAUUAAUGAUUACAUAAACUUUUUACCGAUAAUAAGAAACUUAGAUAUUAUCACAGAUGAAAAAACAAUUGGUAGUUUUAUGUAUAAUUACAUGAAAUUAAACAAUCUACCAGUUGACCAGAAACAGAGGAAAUUAACUCAGUUAGCAUCAACACACAACCAAUAUCAACCAUUUUCUUCUUAUUAUCUUUGGUAUCUAAUAGACAGAUUUCAUUUUAUCAUCGAUGAUAUUCAAUCAAUUUUAACAUUUACGAAAAACACUUGUUUUAAUGAAUUUGCGAACAAAUUUAUGAACGAAAGACAAAAGGCUGAAUUAGAAGGAAAUAAAGGAAAAAGUUUAUUUUGCAAGAUUUCACUUAAUGGAUCAUAUGGUUACGAUGCAAUGAAUACGCAAAAUUACGCAAAGACUAAAAUAAUGAAUGCACAGAAGGCACGCGUUGCAUGUAUGUCAAAUAAGUUUAAAAACAUAAGAGAAAUAGGUGAGGAUACAUAUCAAGUGAUGCUUAAAGAUAGAUUUUAUAGAUGUGAUACAUGUUUACAAGAGGCAUUCUUCACUUUAGAUAACGCAAAAUACUGGUAUUUAGUUUUCAUUUAUGAUUUUAUGUAUAAAUGCAUGGAUGUUAAUCGUUUUCAUUUCAUCAGCUGGAUUUGUUGA